This is a messenger RNA of Marasmius oreades (fairy-ring Marasmius), 3253 nucleotides long. RefSeq lists its product as uncharacterized. The record is from RefSeq and is a predicted model, not a curated record. NCBI's taxonomy places the organism in Eukaryota, Fungi, Basidiomycota, Agaricomycetes, Agaricales, Marasmiaceae. The coding region runs from base 86 to 2659 and encodes 857 amino acids. The transcript is spliced from 17 exons.
UUCAAGUUGUAUUCGAACCACCAUCUUCAUCGAUACUCGACGGACAGUUUCCUCCAAUUAAAGAGUAGAUUUACUUAGUUGUACAAUGCCCAGCAAUACAGCUCUUCUCUUCCUGCUGGUUUUCGUCUUCGCCGUAUGUUUGUCUGGCAAUGGCGUCUACGCAUUUGGUGCAGGAAAUAUCCCUUCCUUCGCUUACAUGGAAGGACGCGCUUUUCGACACGGUGAUAUAGAGGACGUUCUUGCGGAACUGGCGAAAAAAGGUGCCGGUGGUUUUGCCCUCGCAAGCGUGAUAGGCAAAGGUGGAAGUAAGUUUGGUGGAUUGGACAUCAAGAGAGUCUAUUUCGGGAAUUGGCUGAGAGACUAUAGUCAAGCAGUCGAUAUCGCAGGUUUAACCAAAUUACCCUUACAAACGAUCAUCAAUCUCUGCAUGGCAUUGGGUUUCCUGGCUCAUGGUUACGCUACCAACGAGUUUGAAGUCACAAGAGAAAGACUUGGAUGUUAUCUACCCACCGAACACAUUGAUAACCCUAAAGGUUAUGGUGAUGGUCAAGACGCAAGGAAAUUUGAUCCAAGGUUGCGAGGACCCGUCAACCCAAGGGAGCUUGAAAUCGAUCUGAGGACGGGCAUGAAGAAUUAUAUUGCCAAUGAAAAUGGCAACUGGGACACAUCGAGAGCACUUGUAAGGCGCACACUCGAGCAAUGCAUUCACCUCGGUAGAAAGCAACGCUCACAAGGUAGAAAGGAGGAUGAGUAUGAAGCAUAUCGGCUUUUGGGUACCUUGUUGCAUACGCUAGAGGACUUUUCAGCACAUUCAAACUUUUGCGAACUCACACUCAUGUCAAUGGGCUUUCAUGAUGUCUUUCCUCACGUCGGUGAUCGCGUCAGGAUACAAGCACCAAACGGUCAAUGGGUUGCACCAAUCGUAACUGGCACAUUUGGAUCCAGUGACUUUAUCCACUCAUUGCUUGGUGAAGCCGGUGAUCACUUGAGUCAAGCUUCUGUAACCGACCUCAAUGCAGAAAUAACUAAAGCGAAACAAAAGGAUCGUAGCAGAGGGCCUGGUGGUGGUACGACAGACCCUGCGGGAGUACUUCGGGACCUCCUCUUCAAGCUUCCUGGAGGGGAGGGGAAUUCCAUGUCAAGGGAUAUGGAGGGUGUCGAGCGGAUCAGGGCACAAGGUCAGGGAGGUUCAGGAGGAAAGAAACCUGAAGAGAUGUCUCCUCAAGAGCUCCAUGCCGUCCUUUGGCAAGUUUUGAGCUUCCGUGAUAGCGUAGUGAAAAAGAUCGAAAAGACCAUCGAAAAGAUUCCGGGAUUGGGCCCUCUGAUUGAGAAACUCAUGGAAAGUAUUUCCGUGUUCGUUUUCACGACUUUGGAGCCAUUCCUAAAACCUAUUCUCAAAACGGCUACUGCUGGUCUUCAGUCUGCUUCCGGAGAAGUCAUAGAUAGCCAUGAUCAGUAUGAGGUAUUCAAUGACCCUCAAGCGUCGGAUCCUACCCACUCUUUCCUGAGUAAAGAUCACUUUAACCUAAUCUUGAACGAACCCGCUGGUCAUAUCGCCAGAGUCAUUGUGACUUACGCUGUUAAUCUCGUUGUAAAGGCAUGGGAUGACCCUAGUGUGAAUGUAAGGGGCGUUACGGAGGACAUCUUAUCCUGCUUAUUCCACCCAAACUUUCAGGAUCCCAACUCCAAAAUCCAACGCGAGAUGCUUCAAACAAUGAAGGUUUGGGUAGACGGACUAGGGAAACGAAGGAACGAGGUUUUGAGCCGCUUAUCGAAGGAACGUGUCAAGAAACAUGAGAAUAUCCGGUUAGCGGGAGAAGGAGGAGCCCCAGAGGCUGUUGGAUCUUAUGCUCACAGUCAAGGACUAGCUGCUCAAUCUGGACUGCAGGGUUACAUCAAUCAGAUUCCCGGAGUACAACAGGCUCAAGGGUUUAUGGGUAAUAUCAGCGGCGGUCAAGGACAAAGGAAAGAUGGACCGGCGCCUUCUUUGCCUGGUGGUUAUCCUGGGGCAUCUUCUCACUCUCAUGCGAAUCAGAGUAGCUGGCAACCACCUGCUGCACCACCACCAGGUGGUGGUGAAGCAGCGUCAUUUUAUGGCGGAGGUGGGCCUGGAGGUGGACCAGGUGGACAGUCAGCACCUCCACCGUCUUUCCAUGGUGGACCAGGUGGAUAUUCAACACCAUCGUUUCCUGGUGGACCAGGUGGACAUUCAUCACCACCGUCUUUUCCUGGGGCGCCAGGCGCACAUGCGGCGUCAUCGCCUCCACCUUCUUUCCCCGGUGGACCGGGUGGAUAUUCAUCACCUCCCCCAUCAUUCCCCGGCCCUGGCGGUCCACCCUCUUUCCCCGGAGGAGGUGGUCACAGUGGAUAUGCACCUUCAUAUUCCUCUCCUCCUCCCCCGUCUUUCCCCGGAGGAGGUAGUGGUCCACCUUCCUUCCCGGAUGCGGGUGGUUUCGGGGGAUAUCCCGCCGGUCCAGGAGGGUUUGCACCUCCAGGUGGUGGUGGACCACAUGAACCUGGUUUCGCUCCUCCUCCCGGUGGAUUUGAUGGGUUCCCACAAGCUCAGCCUCCUGGUCAUCCCCACCAUCAUCCUCAUCAUGGCGGCGGCGGCUAUGGACCCAAUUAUGGACAAGGACAAGGACAAGGACAAGGAUGGUAAAUUUAACGUUUGGAAAGACUUGUAACGUGUGACCUGUACUCGAAUUUCUUUGUUGUAUAAAUUAUGGUCGCAUCAUUGUCAAAUACAUGUAUUUAAACCCGAUGGACACAUGGAUUAAUGUCAGAUGGGAGAGCUGUGUUGUUUGGGCGAUACUCUGACCGAGCCGCAUGCGCAGCGCUAUCAACAUCGGGUUCCAUUCCGCUCUUCAUUUCAUUCUCGACAAGGACAGCCCGACUGUGCACAGCGACAGCAAUCACGAAAAAUGGAACUAGUUCCAGCAGAAAGUUCCUUUUGACAACUUUCUCUGGGUGCCAGCAUUCGAACCUAUCGCUACCUGCAUCAUUCAUCGAUAUAUCGGACGAGGUGCUUAUGGGUCGGGUCAUCCAUCGUCGGCAACCUUUUCCUGCGUAGUCAGACCGCAGACGUGGUUGAAAAAAACCAAGUGAAGCACAAGGAUCAACGCUUUGUGAUAUUCCAACUAAACCCCUCAAGAGAAAGAAAAAUAUGUAACGUAGCGGUCGCUCCCUACGAUUAGCCCCGAGUCCGUAAAUAUUGUUGCCAAUUGUCGUAAGACACAGAAAACAGCGAUGAAAA